Messenger RNA from Penicillium lagena, 3582 nucleotides. RefSeq names its product DEAD/DEAH box helicase. Gene Ontology annotation, molecular function: ATP-dependent chromatin remodeler activity; ATP binding. The transcript is spliced from 2 exons. The record is from RefSeq and is a predicted model, not a curated record. Bases 1 to 3582 code for a protein of 1193 amino acids. NCBI's taxonomy places the organism in Eukaryota, Fungi, Ascomycota, Eurotiomycetes, Eurotiales, Aspergillaceae.
AUGCAGGGGCCUGGGGUUCAGACAGGGACCGUCUCUGAGGGGUUGACCAAAUGUGAGGCAGCCUCUUCGCCCGCUUCGUCGACGACUUCCUCCGCUUCACCCGGGGUCUCACCACCGAUCAAGUCAUCGAAUUCGACGCCCAUUGUUGGCCCCUCACCCGAACUGGACACUUCCCAGCAAGAUGAAUCAUCUGAUGAUCUUGUUCUGUACAUUCCUGUGGGAGUGCUAGGGAAAUCUCUGGCCCAGAAAGGUCGAUUCCCGGAGUCCGAGAUUUCGACACUCGAGAAACACAACUGGAUUCGCACCCGCAGUCACAAUGAUGGAGAUUACGUUAGGGUUUACGUUCUCCCCGAUGAUCUGGCUCGCUCGUUGAUCCCUCGCUCGAGUACCAAGCUGAGACACGCUUUGAAGGUUAUCAUGUCCAGGAUUGAUCGAUCAUCUGAAGCAUGGGAGGGUCGAUCUCCCCUGCACAGUGCAGAGUUGGGGAUAAAGGACAGCACUGAAGAUGAGUCUCUGUGGUAUAUCUUCAAUACGCUGCAGGAUCCCAAUCCGCGGUUGGAGGCUAUGAAGGAGACACACUCCCAACAGGCCAUGGAGGAUUUAUUGGCAGAGACCAUUCCCCCGACGGUGAUGGGUCUCAAGACUAUUCUUUAUACAUAUCAGCGUCGGUCUGCUGCAACUAUGGUGCAACGUGAGGCACAACCAUUCCAAACACUCGACCCCCGCUUGCAGGCAUGGCGAAGUCCCACUGGACUGGAGUACUACUAUGACAAAGAGGAUGGAAGCAUUGUUCGUGAGCCUAGACUGUACUCUGAGGCUUGUGGUGGUAUUCUGGCGGAAACUAUGGGCUGUGGGAAAACGUUGAUCUGUCUUGCCGUCAUCCUUGCUACUCGUGGACAUUUUCCCAAAGUUCCAAUACAGUAUCAAGACCAUGGGUUUCACCCUGUCAGAGACAAGACAGGUUCUCUUGUUGAUAUGGCAGCCGCAGCAGCGGGUCGGCUUUCCUUGCCGUGGAAGAGGCAUUUCGAGACCCUGAAGCAACAGGGUGUUUUCUUCGACCGCUGCGUCAAGGCGUGCGAGCUACACUGUGGUUCAUAUGAGAUCCCCCCACAUCAGACCAGAUAUCAGGGACGACACAGCACGUCUUAUCCUCGACCGCCAGCCAAACGAAUUAGACUCUGUACGGGAACUCUCGUGGUCGUUCCGCCCAACUUAGUGGAUCACUGGGAGCGAGAGAUUACCACGCAUACGGAAGGCCUGAAGGUCUUAGUUCUUCGUUCGGGAUCUGAUGUAACUCCACCAGCAAGUCAACUGUUGGAAUUUGAUAUUGUGCUCUUCUCAAAGACGCGAUUCGAGCGAGAGGCUGGCGAGGUUAUCAAUAAUCGACGCCAUACAUUCAUACAAGUUAAUUCACCACUAACCGAACUGCAUUGGCUCCGGGUCAUUGUGGAUGAAGGUCACGGAGUGGCUGGUUCCGGCUCCAAAACGAACAUGAUGCAUAUGCUUAACCAGUUGCAUAUUGAGCGUCGGUGGAUCAUAUCCGGCACCCCAUCCACAGGACUCUACGGAGUAGAAAUCAGUCUCGCUUCACAGGAGGUGAACACCAGCGAUACAGAAUCUGCCGAUGCCGAGGAUCUUACUGUUGCUGCACUGCAAGUUCGAAAGAAGACCGGAAACGCAGUCGAAAACGAGCUUAAGGAUUUGGAUAGGCUUCGGCGCAUCGUCAUCGAAUUCCUUGACUUGAAGCCCUGGUCCAAUUCCCGCGCCGACGAUCCCGCCGACUGGACCAGAUACAUAAAACCGAUUGGGCCUGAUGGUAAGCGGCGCAAAUCAACGUCACUUCGCGCGACUCUCCAGAGUUUGGUAGUGCGACAUCGGCUUCGAACGAUCAAUUCUGAAAUGACGCUGCCCAAGCUUUACAAUAGGGUGGUCUAUCUGGAACCGACAUUCCAUGACAAAUUGUCGAUCAAUCUGUUUCUUUUCGGUCUGGCGGUCAAUUCUAUCACCUCCGAGCGCCAGGGUCCGGACUAUAUGUUCAGCAAAAGUAACCGGAACCAUCUCACCCAGACCAUCAAUAACUUGCGGCAGGCUGGGUUCUGGUGGGCGGGCUCAGAUGUGAAUGUUCAAGACACGGUGGAGCAUGCAGUGAAAUACUUGAACAAAAAGAAUGACAAGCAAGAACCGAUAGCCCGAGAAGAUGUGGGAAAAUUGAUGCAUGGGAUUGAGAUCGCCCGUCGAGCAAUGAACUCUGGAAGUUGGCAUGCCUUUAAGCAAUUGCACGAACUCGGGAUCUUCGUUGAGAAGUUCCCAGAUCACUCUCGAGCCUUGUGGGCGCUUGAUUCUGAUCGAGCGCACCAAGAGCCAAUGCUCAUCGGUAUCACCCAAGCUCGUCAUGCACAACAGUUUGUUGCACAGCAUCUUCGAUCCAAUGACCCCGCUGAAGGUCUCGCGGGCGCUGGUAUCAAGGUUCGUCGGGAUCUGGAGAAGCGCGACAAUGUUACUCGCAAGGGAAAACCUGAGUCAGCGGAUGCAGCAGAGACUCAAGGAACAUUAACUCAAAGCUCCAAACCACAAAAUAGCAAGACCCCAAAGAAGACAUUUGAAAACAACAUCUUCCGAGAACUGCCUGAAAAUUCGCCGCUGAAGCAAACACGUCUUCUUGCCACGGCAUCAGCCAAGCUGACAUACUUGCUAGACCAAGUGGUGAAACUUCAGGACACAGAAAAAAUCAUCAUUUUCUACGACAAUCACAACUCGGCGUAUUGGAUUGCUGAAGGUCUGGAGCUUCUGGGUGUUGAGUUCCGCAUCUACGCGAGCACAUUGAAGCCCGAACUUCGCACCGAAUACCUCAAGCUAUUCCGCGAGUCAGAAAAAGUGCGCGUUCUUCUUAUGGACCUGCGGCAAGCGUCGCACGGCCUCCACAUCGCACAAGCAUCGCGAGUCUUCAUUGUCAACCCAAUUUGGCAGCCAACCAUUGAAAGCCAAGCAAUAAAGCGUGCGCAUCGAAUAGGACAAACACGUCCUGUGUAUGUAGAAACUCUCGUGUUGCGGGAUACCCUAGAGGACCGAAUGCUGCGCCGUCGCAAGGAAAUGUCUGAGGCGGAGAUGCAACAGGCAGAGAAAAAUCUGUUGGAUGACAAUACAAUGAGCGAUAUCAUUCAGAAGGAGUCAUUUCUUUCCCUGUCGGACGAGGCUUCCACAGCAGCAGCAUACCUCAAGCACCCGACGGGCUUCUUUGAUCGGCACCGACUGCCGAUCCCAGACGACGAGGCGCAUCUGGUGAAACGGACUCUAAAGCGACCCCAUCCUGCUCCUAUGGAGUCUGAUGCAGACCGGGCGCCUCAAAAACGGCCAAAUAUCAGCUUUGCCGAGAAUGUGGAGGUCGUCGAGAGCGCUCCCCUAGUUUCUUCGUCGUGUCCAUCGCCGGUUCCUCCACCCACGACAGAACCAGACAAUUCAAGGAAAGUAGUUUCAUUCUCUGUGACUGACUUGGAUGCAGAUAGAUCUGUGGAUUCUUCUUCACCAAUUUCGGUGGGAGAGGUGAACAGCCUCAAGAGACGGGUCUCCUUAUUUGGGCCAUAG